Messenger RNA from Macroventuria anomochaeta, 1614 nucleotides. Its product is annotated as WD40 repeat-like protein. Gene Ontology annotation, molecular function: protein binding; phosphatidylinositol-3,5-bisphosphate binding; phosphatidylinositol-3-phosphate binding. The record is from RefSeq and is a predicted model, not a curated record. Lineage: Eukaryota; Fungi; Ascomycota; Dothideomycetes; Pleosporales; Didymellaceae. Gene Ontology annotation, biological process: autophagy of mitochondrion; protein localization to phagophore assembly site; nucleophagy. The transcript has 5 exons. Gene Ontology annotation, cellular component: phagophore assembly site membrane; cytosol; fungal-type vacuole membrane. The coding region runs from base 108 to 1406 and encodes 432 amino acids.
UGUCGCCGCCCAUAGCGCACGAUAUCGACUUUGACCGGGGUCCAAGCUCCAGCUAUCGACAAUAUCUUGACAGACAGCACUCGAUACCAACGCUACAGCGGAACGCCAUGACGUCCAUGAACUUUGUGACAUUCAACCAGGACCACAGCCAUCUUGGCGUCGGUACCACCAACGGCUACCGCGUAUACACAACCGACCCAUUCAACAAACAGUCUGAGUCCCGUGAGGGCGAUGUCUCCAGCCUCGAAAUGCUUUUCUCGACCUCUCUGGUUGCUCUCACACUGUCACCACGAGUUCUACGCAUACAAAACACCAAGAGACACUCCACUAUCUGCGAGAUGACCUUCCGUACAGCGAUUCUUGCAAUGCGUCUGAAUAGGAAACGACUGGUGGUAGUGCUGGAAUCAGAGCUUUACAUCUACGACAUCAGUAACAUGCAGAUGCUGAAAACCGAGAAGACAUCACCGAACCCUAAUGCCAUAUGUGCCCUAUCCGCAUCCUCGGAGAACAACUACCUCGUAUACCCUCUUCCUACAAAAGCCGCGCCGGCAACCUUUCAACCGCCCUCGCAUGCGCCGCCCAAGUCAGACCAUGUUGCGCCCACCAGCGGCGAGGUCCUCAUAUACGAUGCUACAAAGAUGGAAGCAGUCAACGUAAUAGAGGCACACAAUUCUCCUCUGUCAUGUAUUGCGCUCAACAACGAUGGAACUUUAUUGGCGACAGCUUCCGAGAAGGGUACCAUCAUCCGUGUCUUCUCCAUUCCAGAUGCGCAGAAGCUUUACCAGUUCAGGAGAGGAUCUAUUCCAGCCAGGAUAUACAGCAUGUCGUUCAACUCGACCUCCACACUGCUCAGCGUCUCAUCAGCAACAGAGACAGUUCACAUCUUCCGCCUCGGCACACCAAAUACAAGCCGCAGCAACAGCGUGUCUUCCGGGACCAACAGACCUUUGUCGGGCGCUCGCGGGCGCAGUAGCAGUCGUGCAAGUGAAGAAGUACCAGACGAGUUUGGUGACAGUAUUGGAGAUAUCGCAACUCCAGAGCGCAAGUCGUUGAACCCUACCUUUGGUAGCCUGAUACGGCGAACAUCACAGACGGUUGGAAAGUCGUUCGCUGCGACUGUUGGUGGCUACCUACCAAGCGCAGUGGCCGAGAUCUGGGAGCCAUCGCGUGACUUUGCAUGGGUGAAGGUGCCCAAGUCGCCUAACAGCGCCUCUGCUGGGCCUAUCAGGACUGUGGUCGCACUCAGCAACAAUGGACCGCAGAUCAUGGUAGUGACCAGCGAAGGUAACUACUACGUCUUCAACAUCGAUCUGGAGAAGGGAGGCGAGGGAACGCUGUACAAGCAAUACUCGCUCCUCGAACCGAACGAACUCACAUCAAGCAGCAUGCAGGAUUACGCCGAUUAGGUGUCGCGACGUACACUCAGUUACCUCUGACUCUGAGUCUAUGCUUGCUUUUUGCUCUUUUACGUUGUUUUUGCAUGGCCACCGGCGUUGACCAAACCACAUUAUUCCCCUGGGCUUGAGCAGCGUUUGCCUACUAUACUUCUCCAAUUGCAUCUCCGUGCGACGUUCCACCACCCCAAUUAAUGGAGCCGUAUCUUGCUUCUUCCUG